Filobasidium floriforme is the source of this 1402-nucleotide messenger RNA. RefSeq names its product SGS domain-containing protein. Gene Ontology annotation, molecular function: protein-folding chaperone binding. Bases 416 to 1057 code for a protein of 213 amino acids. NCBI's taxonomy places the organism in Eukaryota, Fungi, Basidiomycota, Tremellomycetes, Filobasidiales, Filobasidiaceae. The transcript is spliced from 4 exons. The record is from RefSeq and is a predicted model, not a curated record.
CACACAAUCUACCCGGCAGCAUGCAAAGAGGUGAGACUCGUCAUACCCCUCCCGCUCUGCCGAGUCAAACGCUCGUCGCCACUCACACAUCGACCAUCGCUCGGAUCGAGAAUAUUCUGCUCGGGGUUCCGAUCCGAGAUCCGCUUAGGAUGUAUUACAUAACGCAUAAACGCCCGGUCAUAGCAAGUCAUUACGGCAUGCACAAUCAGUGUAUGCGUUAUUAGCGUUCGAGAUGACGAUUGAUCGCUUUGUUGAUCUUGUCAAAAAGCCCGAGAAGCAUCGACCUUUGCCCUUCAGCAUACUCCUUGCUACCAGGCUACCUCAUUCCACAAACCGUCGACCACCAACUCUGCAGCAAUCAACUAGAACGCCGACCAGGGAUUCACACUCACUUUGAAUAGAGAGACGUGCAACGAUGUCCACACGGCACGACUACUACCAAACGGAUACCCUCGUGUAUAUCAGCAUCUACAGAAAGAAAGUUGCCGAGGAUGAAUUGAAGGUGGAAUCCCUGGCUCAUUCCUUGAAAGUCUCUGUCGGCGAUGAGACGUUGCUCGACCUUCAACCUCUCUGGGCGGAUAUCAAUCCCGCGUCGACUGCCACAAAGGUCUUUGGGACCAAGGUCGAGAUCAAACUAGAAAAAUCCAACCCCGGACCAUCCUGGCCGAACCUCACUAGGUCGGCUCAGGAUCAAGAUCAAGAUCAGCCUUUGGCUUCUACGUCUACCUACAUCCAGCCGCCUACCGCUUCCACCUCUACCACUUCCAAUCCUGCCAACCUCACCUCUACUUCCGCCUCUUCUGCUCCUACUGGCCCUCGACGGAACAAAUUCGACACCCUCGACCUCGAUGCCGACCUCGAAGAAGACCAAGACCAAGCCGGCAAAGGUACCUCGGAGAAGGACUUGGAAAAGUUCUUCCAAACCCUCUACGGCGACUUGCCGCCAGAGGGGAGGAGGGCGAUGAUGAAGUCGUUCACCGAGUCGGGGGGGACGGUGUUGAGUACCGAUUGGGGUGAUGUGGGCGGGAGAAAGGUCGAGGCGCAGCCGCCGAAGUAGCGGGAGGAAGGCUGAAGCGCAUCCGCCGAAGUGGGAGUACGAGCAGGCGCCUGGGUGGUUGUGUGCGAGGCGGACGCAGGGGAGUUGAGGAUAAUCGAACGGAAUGCGAGCGGGGGAGGUUCACGGACGACCACAAUCAACGUCGGCUGCACAUGGCGCUCAAGAUGCGAAAUACGAGAAAAAAGAUACAAGAUGGAAAGUACAAGCAUGGCGGGGAUCGGGCGGAACCAGGGUUGAUAGAUGGUUUAUGAGUUGGAGCGGGACAUAAAUGGGCUCAGACGAGUCUGUUGUACAAUACAAUACAUUACGAGACUGACGAUAUACGACAAGAAUACGUUCACGACC